AUGUCCUCCAGGGCUGUCAAGGACAUAAGAGUAAGAGAAAAAGCAACAGCUAUCGAGAUUAGAGUGAUUAAACAAUGGAUUUCUACCAGCAAAGUCCCUGGCAUUAAGAAAAACGAACUGUGUUAUCAGUUUGUUGAUAGAAAUGGAGACGGUAUUGAAGCUACAGCUGAUGGUGACAAAAUAGAAUACUUUGACAAAAUAAUAAGGCUGCAAUCAUGCUACAGGGUUACGGGAUAUGUUUGCACCAAGCCUCGAGACUACAUGGCUACUAUAAACCACCCAGCAUCGCUUAUAAUAGGUAAGAAGGCAAAGUUUGUUCCCAUAGAAAGCGCAGAUAUACCAAACAUAUACUUCGGCUUCGUGAGCUACGAGGUGCUAAGGGGUCUCAUCAAAGUUAACAAAUUGCUAACUGAUUUCAUAGGCCGUGUGGACCGCAAUUAUCUCCAACCAACAGGUAAGAUUUCAGCAGUUAGGAAGGUUGUGUUACGCGACGAGCGUGAUCAUGUUGGAUCUGGCAACAUAGUUGCCAUAACAGCCACUCAAGUUUCAAACUACUAUGGUUCGAUUCAACUCGAGGCUACAUAUUUGACAACGGUUGCUAUCAACCCGGAAAUGCCACAAACUAUCAAGUAUACAAAGAGGCUUAGGGACUUACCACCUGUUGAUCCCAAUGACGAAGACGAUCCGAUAAUUACUGUUCGUGAGUUGACGAUUCCUGACAUUGCUGGGAAAAAGACACCUAACAUGUUAUUCCGCAAUGAUCAAACACAGCACUCUACAAGAUUCAGGUGUGACGCAUGGAUAGAGAAAUUUGACCUGAAUCGUGGAUGGUUUUAUGUACACUGUUCAACCUGCGACAAAACGGUUUAUCCGGAGGAAGACGGAUCAUUGAUGUUCGUUUGCAAGGAUGAUGAAGACAUAACACCCAAGUUCUUGUACUCUGUUAAUGCGAUCAUUAUGGAUGGAACAACACCAACUGAAGUCACGUUCUUUGAUGAGGGAAUGACUGCCCUCCUGAAAACAAGCUGUGAGGAUUUGAUCUUGAAACAUGGCUACACUGAUCCCAAAUCACUGCCACAACAGAUUUCUGACGUUAUAGGCAUUAGGAAAAUAAUGUAUGUCUCUGUUAGAAGGGAAGGUCAUGUCGUAGUCACCAACGUUACAGAUCUCGCUGAGACAUGUGAUGCUCAGGGAAGCAGUGUAGGAACUCUAGCAUCAGCAGUGCCUCCAACAACUCCAGACCCAAAAGUUAACAUCAACAAGCGUUCUCAUACUGAUUCACCAGGUAAAGAAAAUACGAUUUAG
This is a messenger RNA of Helianthus annuus (common sunflower), 1305 nucleotides long. RefSeq lists its product as uncharacterized. The transcript is spliced from 8 exons. The record is from RefSeq and is a predicted model, not a curated record. Lineage: Eukaryota; Viridiplantae; Streptophyta; Magnoliopsida; Asterales; Asteraceae. The coding region runs from base 1 to 1305 and encodes 434 amino acids.